Messenger RNA from Cooperia oncophora, 552 nucleotides. The record is from the annotation of a GenBank genome assembly. Lineage: Eukaryota; Metazoa; Nematoda; Chromadorea; Rhabditida; Trichostrongylidae.
AUGAAACGUUUGCAGGAAUUGACCGACGCUGGCAUAAGAAAGGAUGACCCACGGCUGGCAAAUGUGAUUGCACAGGUUCGAGAAGCUGAGCAUGUGGACCAAGGUGUCUUCGAUCAAGAGCAUCUUUUCCUGGAUAGAGAGGCAUUCAAGAUAUGCGUCGGCAGUAGUAUCGGAGUGAUUGGAAAGGCGUUAAAGAAGCAACUGGUGAUACCGGAUUGGCCGUCAUUCACUACAGAGAUUACAGAGCUACACAAUUUCUGUCGUCAGUUCAAAGGAGGACAGGUUGCAACGUACAUUCCCCAAUUGGCGCGAGCAGAUCCAGAAGCAUUCGCAAUCUCUGUUUGCACUGUUGAUGGCCAACGAAGGAGUUGGGGUGACGCCAUAAAGCCGUUUUGUCUUCAGUCGGUUUCCAAACCGUUUACAUACGCCUUGGUUCACGAUGAGAUCGGUCCAGAUGACUUGCACAGUUAUGUCGGCCAGGAGCCCAGCGGACGGUUAUUCAAUGACAUCUCUCUUGAUCACAAUAGUGAGUUACAUUGCUCGUAUUCAUAA